AUGGUCGUGUCGUCACAAUCUUCGCCGAAUGUCUUUGUUCGGUAUGCUCGCAAGGUCUACCAUGGCGUUGGGUUCUCCCAAGGCUACAACUUCGUUCUGUUCACUAUAUUCGGAGGAGCACUCCUAGGCUUCACUCUCGCUCGGUUGCAGUACUUGAAUUUCAAUGGGGUCUUCUGCACGCAGGGCGGUACAGCGCCUGGCGAAUGCUACUGGUACACACAGUUUCCGAAGUACAAGGUUGGCAUCUUGCUUCAUCUGAGCACCAUCCUCCCCGCGGCAUUUUUGGCAAUAUAUCAAUUCAUUCCUGUCAUUCGGCACAAAUUCCUUCUUUUCCAUCGCAUCAAUGGUUGGACCAUUGUCGUACUUGUUCUGAUUUCCAAUGCUGGAGCCAUUGUGAUCGCGCCCCAUACCUUCGGUGGUGACCUGUCAGCUCAGACGGGAAUUGGUACUCUUGUUCUCAUGACCACCAUAGGUCUUGCCCUGGCUAUCUACAACGUCAAACGGCUCCAGAUCGACCAGCACAGAGCUUGGAUGCUGAGGACAUGGUUCUACUUUGGGACAAUCAUCACUCUACGUCUCAUUAUGUUCAGUGGUACUGCGAUCAUCUCUGCCCUGGGUGGCUAUUAUGUCCCGAUGGAAUGUGGCAAGCUGGAUUACAUGAUGGAAGAUCGCAAUUCAGUUCUGGCAGCAUACCCGGACUGCAUGUCAUACUACAACAAUACUGAUCCUAGCAAACGGGCUCUGGUCCAAGCCGACGUUAAUGGCUCUAUCGCUCAGGUCGCUGCCGGCUUGAACAUGACCUUUGGAAUGGCAUUGUGGCUGGCCCUGUUGAUUCACGCCAUUGGCGUCGAGACCUACCUGCAACUUACCCCCCGCGAAUCUCAACGCCUACGCCACGUUUCCUAUGAGAAGCAGCUUGAGGCCGGACUCAAGCAGCCAGGCAGCGCUGGGCUGACUGCAGAUCGUGUGGGUGAUGCCCAUGCAUGGCAGCCGACUAAAUCCUAG
Messenger RNA from Endocarpon pusillum Z07020, 1005 nucleotides. RefSeq lists its product as uncharacterized. The transcript has 3 exons. NCBI's taxonomy places the organism in Eukaryota, Fungi, Ascomycota, Eurotiomycetes, Verrucariales, Verrucariaceae. The record is from RefSeq and is a predicted model, not a curated record. The coding region runs from base 1 to 1005 and encodes 334 amino acids.